Molecule: messenger RNA, 3789 nt
Organism: Grus americana (Whooping crane)
Lineage: Eukaryota; Metazoa; Chordata; Aves; Gruiformes; Gruidae
Gene: PM20D1
Product: peptidase M20 domain containing 1
Exons: 13
Coding region: 49-1602 (517 amino acids)
Biological process (GO): amino acid metabolic process
Molecular function (GO): hydrolase activity, acting on carbon-nitrogen (but not peptide) bonds, in linear amides
Source: RefSeq, a predicted model, not a curated record
CGGCCACGCCCGUCCGCUCCUCAGCGGGGCGGCCGAAGUCCGCCGGGGAUGGCGGGCGGGAGCAGGUUGCGGCGGGUGGCGGCGUGGGCCGCGGGCCUGGGGCUGUGCGCGGCGCUGCUGGCCGUGGUGGCCGCCGUGCUGCUCCGCGCCUACGUCCUGCGCGCCCCGGCGAUCCCGCGGCUGUGGGCGCGGCGCGGCGGUACCGCCGCCUUCAGUGCCGGCGAGAGGCUGGAGCUCAAGGAGGCGCUGCGAGGUGCUAUUAAAAUCCCAACGGUUUCCAUAUCUCCGGAGGACUUGAAUACAACUGCCAUGGCAGAAUUUGGGAACUACAUUCAGGAAGUCUUCCCGGCUGUAUUUUCUUCAAAGUUCAUUCAGCACGAAAUUGUUGGGAAAUACAGCCAUCUGUUUACUGUUCAGGGUUCUAACCCUGAAAUGAUGCCCUAUAUGCUGCUUGCACACAUGGAUGUUGUGCCUGCUCCUCCAGAGGGCUGGGAUUUCCCUCCUUUCUCAGCUGCAGAGCAUGAAGGUUUCAUCUAUGGACGAGGAACGCUGGAUAACAAAAACUCUGCCAUAGGUAUUCUUCAAGCUCUAGAAUUUCUGCUGAGAAGAAAUUACAGACCUCGCAGAUCUUUUUAUGUUGGCAUUGGACAUGAUGAAGAGGUGUUUGGUCGGAAGGGAGCAAUGAAGAUUGCAGCUCUCCUGGAAGCCAGAGGAGUGAAACUCUCCUUCUUACUAGAUGAGGGAAGCGCAAUACUAGAUGGCAUCAUUGCGGGAGUGAAGAAGCCUGUAGCUGUAAUUGCUAUCACAGAAAAGGGUUCAAUAACACUGAACUUCACUGUGGAAAAAGAUCCAGGACAUUCAUCCUUUCCUCCUAAGGAGACAAGUAUUGGCAUUCUUGCAGCAGCGAUGUCCAGACUGGAGCAGAAUCCCUUGCGCAAUCUGUUUGGCCAUGGGCCAGAACUCAUGACUAUAGAGCACCUUGCAUCAGAGUUCAGUUUUCCUCUCAAUCUCAUCAUGAGCAAUCUAUGGCUGUUUUCACCUGUUGUCAGCAGAGUUCUUGCCUCGAAACCUUCUACCAAUGCCUUGAUUCGGACUACUACAGCAGUCACGAUGUUUAACUCAGGAAUCAAGAUAAAUGUCAUCCCAUCUUCUGCAAAAGCAACCGUGAACUUCCGGAUCCACUCUGCAGAGAAGGCCACCGAGGUGCUAGAGAUAGUUAGAAACACUGUUGCUGAUGACAGAGUGAAGAUAGAUGUAGUAGAGGCCUUUGACCCACUCCCCAUCAGUCCUUGGGAUGACCAGACAUUUGGAGUCCAUAUUUUUCAAAGAACCGUUCUGGAUACAUUCCCAGAUGUUGACAGCGUAGUCCCAGGCACAUGUAUUGGAAACACAGACAGCAGGCAUUUCACUAACGUCACAAAUGCCAUUUAUCGAUUUAACCCAUUGCUCUUGAAAUCAGACGAUCUUCCCAGGAUCCAUGGGUUGAAUGAGAGAAUCUCAGUUGAGAAUUACGAGAAGCAGGUCGAGUUCCUCUUUCAGCUGAUUAAGAACUGUGAUACCGACAAGCUUCCGGAGCCUCACGCAAACUCCCAUGAGCUGUGAGAAACACACCUGAGAAGAGCAGCUACUAAGGUGGACUCUGAGGUGGCAGGGGUCUGGGCCAUGAGAUGCAGUUGUGUGUUGUGUACUGAGCUAUGUCUGGAGUUUGGUUUUUGCAUGUUGGGAUUUGCAUACAGAUGGAAAAAACUGCUGGUUGCUGCUUUAGGCAAAUGUACAGUUUGCCAGAAAGCGAUAAGAACCUGGACAAAACACAACAAAGAACCCUGAUCUCUGUUCCUCCCUGGUCUGACAUGCAGCCAUUAAUCUGAUGGAAUUAUUUUUUUCAGCGCUUUCUUUAAGCCUCUGAAAUUGGUAGUCACUUAAAAAUCUAAGCUAUAAUCAGCAGUCACUCAUCUAUCAGUAAAAGAGGUGAUUACUCCUAUGUGUGCUUUUGACAAACUCGUUUUAUACAGUUAAUUGAUUUUUCACAAAUGAUGUGUCUGUCAAAAGCUCACAUGAAAGGUUUGUGGCAUGGUGUAGGUUUCAUGUAAUUGAUAGAGUUAUGCAAAGAGUUUGUAGCACUGCUGCUUGGUGUGGGCUUCUUCCCCAGCAUGUCAACCAGCAUCAAGGGUGCUCUCACCCAGUGUCAGUGUUAACUUGAGACUGCUAAGUUCUCCCAUGCAUGUAUGCACUGAUUUCUGACUCUGUUUUAAAAUACUGAGCUCCAGAAGUUCUAGCUAUGUUGCUUUAAUUGAUGUUGCCCUGAUCUGAGAGCUGAAAACUUUUCUUCCUGUCUUUUCAGUGAGGUUUGGUUUUUGGUUUUAUUCUCUCACCCUUCGGUAAGGCCCAGGAUAUGUUCUGUAGCUGGGUGUCAGAACGAGGAAUUACAGCUUUGAAUAGGAAACUAAAUCAGUAUUGUCUGCUCAUAUAUAUUCUCUUUUCACUGAAUCAGUUUCUGUAGUGUUUGUUUCUCUUCUGUUCCUCUGAGAACUUGAUUGUGAAAGAUAGUGAAGCCCUUCAGCUUCUUCCCGUUCAGUGGGAGCAGAGACUCUUUGUGCCUCACUGCCUAUGCAAGCAGUUUUCACUUUGCUGCAGCACUUCUGUUGAGUCAGCUCUGUGGGAAUCCUGGUGUAGACAGGCCAUUGAUGCUGACUCUACUUCAUCUUGCGCUUCUUGCACUAGCAUGCCUGUCUUUGUGUUCUGGUUUUGGCUGGGAUAGAGUUCAUUUUUUUCACUGCUGUGUUUUGGAUUUAUGUUGGAAACAGUGUUGAUACCACAGGGAUGUUUUCGUUACUGCUGAGCAGUGCUUACACAGAGUCAAGGGCUGUUCUGCUUCUCGCGCUCCCCCACCAGUGAGUAGCUAGGGGUGCACAAGAAGUUAGGGGACACAGCCGGGACAGCUGACCCCAAUGGACCAAAGGGACAUUCCAUACUGUAUGGCAUCAUGCUCAGCGUAUCAAGCUGGGGGAAGGAGGAGGAAGAGGGGGGACGUUCAGAGUGAUGGCAUUUGUCUUCCCAAGUCACCGUUGUGCGUGACGGAGCCCUGCUUUCCUGGGGACGGCCGAACACCUGCCUGCCGAUGGGAAGCAGGGAAUGAAUUCCUUGUUUUGCUUUGCUUGCGUGCACGGCUUUUGCUUUACCUAUUAAACUGUCUUCAUCUCCACCCACGAAUUUUCUCACUUUUAUUCUUCCAAUUCUCUCCCCCAUCCCACCAGAUGGGAGUGAGCGAGUGGCCGCGUGGGGCUGAGCUGCUGGCUGGGGUUAAACCACAACACUUCGUUAGCUCUAAAGGGUUAAGCAUUCUUUUGGCCUUGAUAUUCUCUUUAGCUGGAGUUACUAUUAUUAAUUAAACAAAGAAUUAAGAACCAGAUGUUAGCCACAGUAAAGACUGGGUGAAAACUGCUUUGUUGUACUGACUUGCAGACUCUGCUGUAGGUACUAGUGCAACUCCUGUUGCACUGUUGCAGAGAUGUGUGUGUCUCUUUCAGAGUUUGAAUUAGACACUGGAAUGAGUGGUUGUUCUGCUCCAAAUUCAUAUUGUAAAAUGUACUGGAAUGUACAGGAAGUACCCUGAAACAUAUCCUGAAAAACAGUGAUGGAACUGUGAUUCCUGUUCUUUCUGUUCACCGUUGUCUAUUUAUUUGCAGUCUGAUCUUAUCAGUAUAGCCAGUGGGCUAAAACUGUAUCAGUCCACUAAAUAAUUGAAACCAGCUCGGCAUUUUCAUCUAAUAAAACAAGGAAUGCAGAGUC